Molecule: messenger RNA, 1575 nt
Organism: Colletotrichum acutatum
Lineage: Eukaryota; Fungi; Ascomycota; Sordariomycetes; Glomerellales; Glomerellaceae
Product: alcohol acetyltransferase
Exons: 2
Coding region: 1-1575 (524 amino acids)
Molecular function (GO): N-acetyltransferase activity
Source: RefSeq, a predicted model, not a curated record
AUGAGCUCCCAAACAGAAGUAAUCCGGCCAUGCGGCAACAUGGAAAAGUACUCAACAGCCCGGCACUCCCUCGGCCUCUACCGCUGCGUCGCCGUCACCGGCCGCUACGUACUCCCGCCCGGCAUCUCAACCCUCUCCCAAGCCGAGACAAUUCUCCAAGACGCCGUCGCACAGGUCAUUGCAGAGCAACCCUUCAUGCAGGUCGGCAUCGCCGACGAAGACAAACAGACGUCCUCGUUCGUGCGCGUCCCACAAAUCAACUUAUCAAACCAUAUUCAGUGGUUCCCUCCGUCCCACCCCGGCUCCGGCUCCGGUUCCAUUCCGGGCCCCGACACCACCGGCGGGCCGGGACCGGACGCAACCCUCUGCAAACACCUAUCCCACCAACACGACCAGCUCUGGCCCGAGAUAACCCAACGUCCACCAUGGAAACUCUCCAUUAUCCCAAUCCAGACCUCACAAAACGAACCACCAGCGGAGAUCGAAGUCAUCUACUUCUUCCACCACGCAAUAAGCGACGGCACAAGCGGCUCAAUCUUCCACAAACGCCUCCUCCACGCCCUAAACAACCCCUCCACCACUCAACAUCUCCAAUCCACCAUCCUCACCCUCCCAACCCCUCCGUCGCUCCCCCUCCCCCAAGAAAACCUCGUCAACGGCCGCAUCUCCUGGCCCUACUUCCUCCGCGAACUAUGGUCCGCCUUCGGCCCCGCCUGGCUCAAACCGAAGCCAGCUGCGACACCCUGGACGGGUGAAGCCAUACGUCUCGACACGCCCUUCCACACAAACGUCCGGAUCGUCACCAUCCCAGCGGCAACGGUCUCCAACCUCCUCGCUGCCUGCCGCGCAAAAGGUCUGACUCUAACGCCCCUCAUCCACGCGCUGGUAGCAGCCUCCCUCGCGCGACAUAUCCCUGCCUCGGCAGCACCGUCCUUUGAACCGUCUUCCGCCAUCAGCAUGCGCCGCUUCGUGCAGGACGCAAGUCUUGGUAUCGAUGAUCGGAUGUGUGUUCUCGUCACGUCGACGAAUCAUCCCAUUUCAGAGACCCUGACCACCGCACUCCGCGAGCCUUCUUCCUCUUCUUCCCCUUCCUCGGGUUCAACCCUCGAAAACGCAAUCUGGGCCGUCGCAUCCUCCGUCAAAGCCGACCUCACCACGCGACUAGCAAGCCUACCCAACGACGACAUCACAGCAAUGCUCCGCUACGUAGACGACUUCCACGGCUUCUUUCGGAAAAAGGACGGCAAGGCGAGGGGGGAUAGUUGGGAGGUGAGUAACCUGGGCGCCAUCAACGGCCGCAGCAACAACACCUCCAAUAUCGACGACAACAACAAUCACAGUCAGGGCGAGGGUAAGAACGACGUCCAAGACUGGAAAUUAACCCGCGCCGUCUUCUCCCAAUCCGCCGGCACAGUCGCCCAAGCCUUCUGCGUCAACGUAGCCGGCAUCGCGGGCGGCGAGACGACCAUCACGGUGACGUGGAACGAGGCCGUUACCGCGACGGAGGUUGUCGAGGCGUUGGCUGGUGAUUUGGAGGGGUGGACGCGGAAGCUUGCUGAGGGCGAGGGGUUGUAA